AUGGCUCUGCGCCGACUGGUGGCUGCCUCCGCGGUUGCCGUGUGCUCCGCACGGCUGACAAGGUGGGAGAGCCACGGCGAGUUGAUGGAUGAGGAGGCCUUGCAGGAGAAGGCUGUCUCGCAGGAUUUGAUCGAUGCCGUGAACUCCGCUGAAGGCUCAACAUGGACGGCAGGCGAGAACAUCCGCUUUGCAGGUGCCACACUGAAAGACGCCAAGAUUCUUAUGGGGACCUUGCAAGACUUGGACCAUGGCAGCGUUCUUCCCUACAAGGCUCCUGAGGAUGUCGAGUUGCCAACGGAGUUUGACUGGCGAACGGAUGCGCGAGCACAGAAUUGCCCCAGCUUGAAGGAAGUCCGCGAUCAGGCCGACUGCGGAUCUUGCUGGGCUUUCGGAAGUGUAGAGGCCAUGACGGAUCGCGUCUGCAUCGCCAGCAAAGGCCAGAAGAAGAUCCACCUAUCUGCCGAGGACGUCACGAGCUGCUGCAACCUCGGCGACAUGGGCUGCAACGGUGGGAUCCCGUCCACCGUCUACACGUACUACAAGUCUGUGGGUAUCGUGGAUGGUGGAAACUACGGUGACAAGUCCAUGUGCUACUCCUACCAGAUGCAACCCUGCGCACACCACUCGGUGUCGCCCCACUACAAGAACUGCACCGGGGAGGAGCCUACGCCGUCCUGCGCGAGCAAGUGUGUGGACAAUGGCGCAGACUGGAGCAGCAGCAAGCACUACGGCAGUGGUGGAUACAGUGUGUGCCAGCAGGGCAGUGGAACCAACUGCGCCCAGGCCGGCUUCUUCUUCAAAGAUCCUAUGCUGGGUGGCCAUGCCAUCAAGAUCCUCGGGUGGGGCACCGAGAACGGCACACCCUACUGGCUAGUUGCCAACAGCUGGAAUGCUGAUUGGGGAGAUCAUGGGUUCUUCAAGAUUGAGCGCGGCACGAACCAGUGCCAGAUUGAGAACCCAAUCAUCAACGGCGGUCCGGUUGCAGGCCAACCCAAGCUGCGGUUGGAGGAGUUGGUCGUUUAA
Symbiodinium sp. CCMP2592 is the source of this 1023-nucleotide messenger RNA. NCBI's taxonomy places the organism in Eukaryota, Dinophyceae, Suessiales, Symbiodiniaceae. The record is from the annotation of a GenBank genome assembly.